This is a messenger RNA of Aureobasidium musti, 768 nucleotides long. Lineage: Eukaryota; Fungi; Ascomycota; Dothideomycetes; Dothideales; Saccotheciaceae. The record is from the annotation of a GenBank genome assembly.
AUGAAGUCUCUCCUCGCUCAACUUGCUGCUACGGCUGUACUGGCUCAAUCCAGUAUCAACAUGCCGCCCUGCUUGUCGGCUUGCAUGUCACCUUAUCCUGAUCCACACUCAUCACUGACCUGCAUGUCAAAUUGGACAUCCGCCAUCUCUUCAUGCAUCGAUGGCUCAUGUAGCGUCUCCGUCUCUUCGACUGAUGUCAAUACUCGUACGAGCAUGUUCUUCACACCCAGCUAUGACAACUCAUGUCAACAGAGCCCCAGCGAUGAACUGUCUCAACCCCGGUCCAUGCUACAACUGCGGCCUGGCAUCUGUCAAACCAGCUCUUACCACUUCCAAUCGUUCCUGAUCUCCACUGGCCAGAACGGCAUCCAGCAAGACUGUUCGCUGGGUCUGUUUGAGGAAAGUCAUUGCGCAGGUGGCACAAGAGAAGUGCCCUUGGAUGAAACUCUUGCUUCAACUGGGCAAUGCUGGCUGGUUAGUGGUCAAAGUGUGAUGCUGUCGUGUGGUGAAGGAGGAACUGCAUCCGACAACCAGGCAGGCACAACCACCGUUGCCACCGCUAUCCACUCAGCAUCAGCCUCAUCGAAUCACACAACCGGCAUAACGGGCGAUCCUCCUACAUCGUCGAAUGCAAAUUCACUGGCAACCACCAGUAUCGCUGUCAUCAUCCCUAGUGUUGUCUCUAUCAGCGGCAACAGCGUCGAGAAAGAAGUGGUCAAGAGAGGUGGCACUGCUCAAUGGGCCUUGGUCGUCGUCGUCUUUGCUAGA